Bactrocera oleae (olive fruit fly) is the source of this 2488-nucleotide messenger RNA. NCBI's taxonomy places the organism in Eukaryota, Metazoa, Arthropoda, Insecta, Diptera, Tephritidae. The record is from RefSeq and is a predicted model, not a curated record.
GUGCACUAAAAUUAAAAGAAAACUAAAGAAAAAAAUAAUAAUAUCGAGAAGGAAUUGAAGUAUAGGUAUUCAGUAAUAUUUAUUAAAUAAUGUUGAAUGAAAACAAGUUAGUAAUUAGAAAAAAAAAACAUAAUAGAACCAAAAAAAAAAAUCAAUAUAAUGUAAAACCUAUUUAGAAGCAGUUCGAUCAAGAGGCCAACACAUCUGAAAAAAUUGGAUAAAUGUAUAGUUUAGGUCCCCAACUAAGGAGGCCUCAAAAUUGAAAAUUUUUUUUAAAUCGUCUUAUAUUUACGCGUAGAUUACAAAUCCGUGAGCGGAAAGUGAAUUUUUUGAAUAUUUCUAUUUUUUUUUUUAAUUUUUUCAAAAAAAAAAUUCAAAAUUUUUUUUUAAUUUUUUCAAAAAAAAAAAAAUUAAAAGAAAAAACGUUUUAUUCUUCUUUUUUUUUUUAAAUAUGCAUUAAAAAUAAAAAAUUGUGAUAAAUUUAAAUUAAUUGUUUAAUAUUUUUCUUUGAAAAAAUCACAUAUUGUUCAAGUUUUUUGGUGUAUUUACUUCUCUUCAUAAACGUUUCUGAAAAUUUUUAUUAAAAUAUCAAUGUUAGUGCACUUUUAUUGUGAUAUUAUCAUCGAGGUUGAGAGCAGUGAAAAGGAGUUUGACGCGAUUGAAUUAUGAACACCCCGGUUUUGGACCGACCAGGGUUAUUUUUUUGGAGCGCGGCCGAAGGCCGCCAAUACAGAAAGGAAUUUAACGAUCUCCGAUAUUCAUCCAUACCAUCAGAUCGCGGUGCAAAGGAAAUUGUGACUGUUACAUUUCUUCAGUAUAUUUUUUUCAUAAUAAAAUGUUUAACACGCUGAACUGGUAAUUACAGCUAAGUGAUCUGAAUUCUACAGAAUUUUGCUGCUACAACAACAACAACUAAUACGAGAUAAUUUUCAAGCAACUUCUGGUAUGCCACAGAAUCUAACUUGCCCGUUAUCUGCACAAUAGGACCAAUACCAUGCUUCGUUAAACAAGUAAAGUUCAUAACAUGUCUGGAAAUCUUAAACUAUUGAAUGAAGGCGUGGGCGACAGUGACCCGGAACUUUACGCCAUUAUAAAGGCAGAAAAGAAACGUCAAACUGUUGGUUUAGAAAUGAUUGCCAGUGAGAAUUUUACAUCCGUAUCUGUUUUGGAAUGCUUGAGUUCUUGCCUGCACAAUAAGUACUCCGAAGGCAUGCCUGGCAAGCGGUACUAUGGUGGCAAUGAAUUUAUUGAUGAAGUGGAACGACUUGCUCAAAAGCGUGCACUUGAAGCAUUUCGUCUCAAUCCAGAGGAAUGGGGCGUCAAUGUUCAGCCUUAUUCUGGUUCGCCAGCUAACUUUGCCGUGUACACUGCGCUCUGUCAACCCCACGAUCGUAUAAUGGGUCUUGAUUUGCCAGAUGGUGGCCAUUUAACACACGGUUUCAUGACGGCUAAUAAACGUAUUUCAGCAACAUCAAUAUAUUUUGAGAGUAUGCCAUAUAAAGUGGACGCACAAACGGGUCUUAUCGAUUACGAUCAAUUGGAGGCGAAUGCCAAACUCUUCAGACCUCGCGUUAUUAUAGCUGGUGUUUCUUGUUACUCACGUUGUCUUGACUAUGCCCGCUUCCGUAAAAUCUGUGAUCAAAAUGAUUCAUAUCUCUUUGCCGAUAUGGCACAUAUUGCUGGUUUAGUGGCAGCUGGUUUAAUACCCUCACCAUUUGAAUAUGCGGAUGUGGUGAGCACUACAACACACAAAACGUUGCGUGGUCCGCGUGCUGGUGUCAUUUUCUAUCGCAAGGGCGUACGCAAAGUUCUGCCAAAUGGUGAUAAAGUGACAUAUGAUUUAGAAGAUCGCAUUAAUGGAGCAGUGUUUCCAGGUCUACAAGGUGGACCACAUAAUAACACAAUUGCUGGAAUUGCCACCGCUUUUAAACAGGCGCAAACUAAAGAGUUUAUUGACUACCAGCGACAAGUGAUUAGCAAUGCCCGUCGUCUUUGUGAUGGUUUGAUACAGCGAGGCUACAAUGUUGCUACAGGUGGAACUGAUGUUCAUUUAGUACUACUCGACUUGCGUAAUGUUGGUUUGACUGGCGCCAAAGCCGAAUAUAUUUUGGAGGAAGUGAAUGUUGCAUGUAACAAAAACACAGUACCCGGUGAUAAAUCAGCGCUGAAUCCAUCUGGCAUACGUCUUGGCACACCAGCUUUAACUACACGUGGCUUGGUGGAGACAGAUAUUGAUGUCGUUGUGGAUUACAUAGAUCGCGCUUUAAAACUGUGUGUUGAAACAACUAAAAUGUCUGGCCCCAAAUUGGUGGAUUUCAAGCAAACCUUGAAGUCAAAUAAAGAAAUUGCAGAAAAACUGAGCAAACUGCGUAGCGGCGUUGAAGGGUUUAGUGCGAAAUUUCCACUACCAGGUCUUAAAGCUUAUUAAAUAAUAUUUCACAUGUAUAAUUAAAUUUGUGAAAUAAAAAUUUUAUUUUUAUAUAGUAUA